AUGUUUCAUAUUGUUUUUCCUGCUCUGCCAUACACGACCACGGAGGAGGAACUGGAAGAGCAUUUCAGUCAGUUUGGCGGUGUCUCACAGGUUCAUUUAGUUGUUGAUAAGGAAACGAAACGAUCCAAGGGAAUAGCUUAUAUUCAUUUCACAGUUCCAGAUUUUGCAGCCAGGGCGUUGCAAGAGUCAGACAAUUCAAUCUUCCAGGGAAGAUUAUUACAUGUUAUGCCAGCUAUACCAAGACGUUCAAACAAUGAAGAGAACAAUGUUUCCAAGGAUCAAGGAACAAAAACUCUCAAACAACGAAGAGAAGAAGAGAGGAAAGCAGCUGAAGCUAGUGGAGAUACCAGAGCAUGGAAUAGUCUGUUCAUGCGCCCUGAUACAGUAUGUUUCUUUAUUGAUAGCAGGUUGCUUUUUCUCUUAUUUAUAGAUGUAUGCAUAUUUUAA
This is a messenger RNA of Lathyrus oleraceus (garden pea), 447 nucleotides long. RefSeq lists its product as uncharacterized. Bases 1 to 447 code for a protein of 148 amino acids. Lineage: Eukaryota; Viridiplantae; Streptophyta; Magnoliopsida; Fabales; Fabaceae. The record is from RefSeq and is a predicted model, not a curated record. Gene Ontology annotation, molecular function: RNA binding. The transcript has 4 exons.